AUGUCUGCGGUGGAGCAGCUGCUGCCGGGCGGCGGGAUGAGGGCGAAGCGGCGGCGGGCGGCACGGGCUGCGCGGGUGGCCGACGAGGUCCGUGUCGGCCCGGCGGUAUCGGCGCCGACGGCCGAGGCAUGGGUGCCGGACAGCCGGCUGGUGGCACUAUCGGAGCGGGCGACGGCGACGACAGAGCUGGUACUGAAGCGGCUAGAGGUGGAGGAGCAGGUGCUCUUUGCUAACGGGCCGAUCUUGCCUGCGCUGCUGGUCCUUGUCCCUGCGCUCGGCGCGCUCGUCCUCGCCGUCCUUGCAUCCGUCCUCGCCUCGCUCUCGCUGCUGUGGCCGGCUGUCGGCUUUGGCGUCGUCUGCAGCAUCUGGGUAUGGGGUUGGGCAAGAGUGCUCCUCAAGAUGCAUCGCACGGCGUACGUGCUGACGUCUGGCCGGAUCAUGGCGGUGGCGGCGGGCGUGCCGGGCUUGUUUGGCACCUCGGCCACUCUGAUCGGCUACGAAAAUGUGGUGCGGGUGCGGAUGACCCGUGCUGGGCACGUGGCGGUCGAAGUAGUGGGCAGCAAGAUGCUCAAGAUGCUGUGGCGGCAGCGCUCAGCUCGCUGGUGA
Messenger RNA from Thecamonas trahens ATCC 50062, 606 nucleotides. RefSeq lists its product as uncharacterized. Bases 1 to 606 code for a protein of 201 amino acids. The record is from RefSeq and is a predicted model, not a curated record. Lineage: Eukaryota; Apusomonadida; Apusomonadidae. The transcript has 2 exons.